Molecule: messenger RNA, 1422 nt
Organism: Pedinophyceae sp. YPF-701
Lineage: Eukaryota; Viridiplantae; Chlorophyta; Pedinophyceae
Source: the annotation of a GenBank genome assembly
AUGUCGAGAAUGCACAGUGUGCAGGCUGCUGCGCGCUGCGGGGGCCGCGCCGGGCACCUCUGGCUGCGAACCAGCAGAGAUUCGCCCGCGACGGUGCCGUUCGCGGAGCGCACGUCGGGCUCGCUCCGCGCGCGCAGUCUACACUUCCGCCCCAGCUCUCUCCCGUCGAACGUCGGAGCUGCACGUCACGCGCGUCCUCUGGCAGCUGCGCAGAUUCGAUGGAACGCCGGGAGCCGCGAGGGCGUGCACGCGGCACUGCGUGGCGCAGGGGGGCCGCACGGCCGCGGCCACGCGUCGCCGCUAGGCGACGCGGCCUCCUCGGCCCAGGCCCGGGGCCCGUCGCGCGUCCUCAAGGUGCACGCCUCGAGCGCCGCCAUGUCGGGUCCGGGCGCGGAGGACGAAGCGACGCCGCUCCUCUCUGAACGGCUCCUGUCCUUCGUCAAGGCCCAGCACCUGCCGAUCGGGCUCGUCGCGGCGAUCCUUCUCGGCGCGAGCUUCCCGGCGGCGGGCCAGGUGGCGGCGGACGCCGGGCUGACGAAGCUGAGCACGACGGGGAUCUUUUUGAUCUCGGGUCUGACGCUGCGGGGGUCCGAGGCCAAAACGGCCCUCACGGACGUCAAGUCGAUCGCGUUCGGGCUCAUGUCCGCGCUGGUCGUCACGCCGCUGAUCGGGUCGCUCGUGCUCUCGCUCCCGGUGUCGCCCGUCGAGAUGAAGUACGGCGUCGCGACGUUUGCGUGCAUGCCUACCAGCCUCUCGUCCUGCGUCACAAUGACCGCGGCGUGCGGCGGAAACAGCGCGCUGGCAAUGCUCCUCGUCGUCCUCACGAACACCCUCGGCAUCUUCUCGAUGCCCUACAUCAUCAGCAACAUCAUGGGCUCCGCCACCGGCGUCGCGCUUGACCCGAGCCCGCUGCUCGAGUCGCUGGUGCGCAACAUCCUCGUGCCGUUCGGCAUCGGCGCUGCGAUCCGGCAGACGGUCGCGCCUGCGCGCGAGUGGGUCACGAAGAACAAGCCGAUGGUCGCGUACAUCAGCGCAGCGCUGCUCUGCCUGGUGCCAUGGAUGCAGGUCUCGAAGGCGGCGGCGACGCAGCCGGACAUCUCGGCGAGUGCGUUGUUUGCCACGGCGUGUGCCGGGACGCUGAUGCACGCGGCGUUCCUGGCGUUCAACACCGCGUCGGCGAAGGCGCUGAAUCUGGGCGGCAGCGGGCCGGAGGCGGACAAGAUCAAGCGCGCGAUCAUCCUGACGUGUUCGCAGAAGACCCUGCCUGUUGCCGUCACGACCAUCACGCAGCUGGGCGCGCAGAUGGGCUUCGUGGCGGGCCUCGCCGUCAUCCCCUGCGUGUUCUCGCACUUCGCGCAGAUCUUGAUAGACAGCUUCGUCGUCAGCAAGUGGAACAACGACGACAAGACCAAGGACUCCUAG